UUGCUGCAGUCCAACAUGGCGGAGCUGUCGGAGGCCACUGCUGCUCAGCUACACCAGGAGGACAGCGAUAUCAAACGCAGCUGGUGUUCUGCUCUCUGGCGGUUCUGGCAGAAGAAAGAAACCCGCUGGAGUGUUUGGAUGCUUUCGGAGCCACAGGCAUCAUGGGCCUCCAGUGGGCCAAACACCUGCGCGGCGCCGUCAGAGUCACCAUAACGGACAUCAGCGACAUCUGCGUCAAAAUGAUCAAAGAGAACUGCGAGCUGAACAACAUCCGAGUGGACGGGGGCCAGCGAGGCCCCCGGGGGCCCAACAGAGGGGGCAGUGAGGCUGAUACGGGCCCCGUCGCCACGGUGGAGGUAUCCAAGAUGGACGCCAACGUCAUGAUGCACCUGCGGCCAUUCGACUACAUACACCUGGACCCGUUCGGCACGGCUGUGAACUACCUGGACGCUGCCUUCAGGAACGUGCGUAACCUGGGCAUCAUCUCGGUGACGUCCACAGACACGAGUUCCCUCUACGCCAAGUCACCCAACGUCACCCUGCGCCACUACGGCUGCAGCAUCGUCCGCACCGAGUACUACAAGGAGCUGGCCGCUCGGAUGGUCGUAGCCUCGGUGGCCAGAGCGGCGGCGCGCUGCAACAAAGGCAUCGAGGUGCUGCUGGCCGUGGCCGUGGAACACUUUGUGCUYGUGGUGGUGAGGGUCCUCAGAGGUCCGUCUCAGGCCGACGAGUCCGCCAAGAAGCUCCGCAAGCUGGUCCACUGUCAGUGGUGUGAGGAGAGGGUCUUCCUCAGACUGGGCAACAUGAUGGACGACACGCUGCCCUGUAACUGUCAUGGAAGUCUGCCUGGAAAGACCGCCGUGCAUCUGGGCCCUCUGUGGUGCGGCCCUCUCUUCAACACAGGCUUCCUGAGGAGGAUGCUCUCUGCAGCCGUGCAGCACAGCAUGGACGACAUCCAGCCGCUCGUCAAGACCCUGAUCUGCGAGUCCGAGUGCACCCCCCUCAAGUCUCUGGUCCACGGGUCGUCGGCUCUCACCAACCAGGUGGAGUGUGGCGUCGUCAUCAAGACGUUACAGAGCGGCGAGGAGGCGGGGCCACCUGAUCCUGCAGGGAAGAGGAAGAGCGGGGAGGACUCUGGGAACGUUGUGAAGAAGCUGAAGCCCGAUGCGUCUCUGGAACAUCCAGCUUUUUACUACAGCAUCCACCGGCACAGCAUCAGAGGCAUGAACAUGCCCAAGCUGAACAAGUUCCUGCAGUACCUGAUGGAGGCCGGCUUCAGGGUGAGCCGGACCCACUUCGACCCGACGGGGGUCCGGACCGACGCCACGCUGCAGCAGUUCCAGUCCGUCCUGUCCAAGUACAGCGUCCCCACGUACACCAACGCUGCCACGGCCACGCAGGCCAGCGUCAGCUCCUCCAAGGCGCCCUGAGGGGGGCGGAGCUUCAGACCCCGCCCCCUGUCUGCCUGCACUGAUACAAGCACAGCAGAACCGCUGAGUUUCACCUGAUUUUAGCUAUUUAUUUCUUUAAAAACAAGCAGCUUCUCUUUCUUUUUUAACCUGUUUUCUUAUUCAAAGAAUAAAAUCUUUCUGAUGACCAGAAA
Messenger RNA from Austrofundulus limnaeus, 1603 nucleotides. It is a transcript of the gene trmt1l, whose product is annotated as tRNA methyltransferase 1-like. NCBI's taxonomy places the organism in Eukaryota, Metazoa, Chordata, Actinopteri, Cyprinodontiformes, Rivulidae. Gene Ontology annotation, molecular function: tRNA (guanine) methyltransferase activity; RNA binding. Gene Ontology annotation, cellular component: nucleus. The record is from RefSeq and is a predicted model, not a curated record. Gene Ontology annotation, biological process: tRNA N2-guanine methylation.